Molecule: messenger RNA, 1477 nt
Organism: Aureococcus anophagefferens
Lineage: Eukaryota; Pelagophyceae; Pelagomonadales; Pelagomonadaceae
Exons: 2
Coding region: 72-1241 (389 amino acids)
Biological process (GO): S-adenosylmethionine biosynthetic process
Cellular component (GO): cytosol
Molecular function (GO): methionine adenosyltransferase activity; ATP binding
Source: RefSeq, a predicted model, not a curated record
AGAGAUCGGCUGGGGAGCUGUUGCGGUCCUAGUAGCUGUUUGGGACGCGUCUCCAAUCGAAAAGCAAAACUAUGGAGGACAGCACGUUUUUAUUUACAUCCGAGUCUGUCAGUGAGGGACACCCAGAUAAAAUAUGUGACCAAGUUAGCGAUGCGGUUUUGGAUGCCUGCGUCAAAGACGACGAAACUUCGAGAGUCGCUUGUGAGUGCUGCACUAAAACUGGCAUGAUAAUGAUAUUUGGAGAGAUCACUACAUCUGCGACAGUGAACUACGAGGCCGUUAUUCGUGAGACGCUCAGAGAGAUCGGCUAUGAUGACCCUGCCAAGGGCAUGGACUAUAAAACUGUAAAUGUUAUCGUUGCUAUUGAAGAGCAGAGCCCAGACAUAGCCCAGAGUGUUGACGCCACCAAGAUCGAAGAAAUCGGCGCAGGCGACCAAGGUAUUAUGUUUGGUUACGCAACUGACGAAACAGAAGUCAAGUUCAUGCCUUUGACACAUGUCCUUGCAACCCAGCUUGGCAUGCGUCUCACUGAGGUUCGUAAGACGAAGCUCUUGGACUGGGUUCGACCAGAUGGCAAAACUCAAGUUACAUGCGAAUACAAGAUGAAAGCUGGUCGUCCACUACCACAGCGAGUCCAUACAAUAGUAAUUUCAACACAACAUACUGAAGCUGUUAGCCAGGAGCAAAUUCGAGAGAGUCUCAUGGAGCAAGUUGUGCGCGCUGUUGUUCCCGGAAAAUAUCUCGAUGAUGAUACCAUAUACCACAUGAAUCCUUCGGGGCGUUUUAUCAUUGGUGGUCCUCAUGGAGACGCGGGUCUUACUGGUCGCAAGAUUGUAGUCGACACUUACGGGGGCUGGGGUACACAUGGUGGUGGUGCGCUAUCCGGCAAGGAUACAACAAAGGUUGACCGCUCGGCGGCAUAUGCGGCAAGAUGGGUUGCAAAGUCACUUGUAAAUGCUAGGCUUUGCCAUCGCGUUUUAGUUCAGCUGGCGUAUGCAAUAGGGGUUGCCUAUCCAAUAUCUAUCCACGUAGAUUCGUACGGUACUGGACCUUCUUUGAGUGGUAAAACCGAUGUUGAAUUAGUCGAAAUUAUUAAAGCCAACUUUGAUCUUCGCCCUGGCUGCAUUGUGCGUGAUUUGCAACUUCGGCGACCAGUGAUGCAGAAGACUGCAGCUUAUGGCCACUUUGGCCGUGAUGAUGAUUCUUUUACCUGGGAAACCCCCAAGGAGCUGUCGUUGUAAUUUGAGCCCGACGGGGCUCGCACCACGGCCUCGGCAGGCGGGUUCAACCGCACGUCCGGCACCAGCGUCCGGCAUUCUAGUCUGCCUCUAGUCGCCCCCCUAAUCGCACCAGUCGCCGCCUGGCAGCUUGAGGUCGCUCCAGGAAGACGAACACCGCAGCGGAACACCGCCACCGCGGUAGCGGUCACAGGCCAGCAGAAGCUCAGGGGGAGCACGAGUAUGUUCUGUGACAUACC